AUGUUAUCAUACGCUCCAUCUCGAGAUCGUAAUUUAUUUGUGCGGACGAAUGAUAUAGCCUUGUUGGAGAAGAUACAGCUUGACAAAGCUGCCAGCUAUUCUGGAUCCGAGGAGAAAGUCCACAAAUCAUCUUUAUUAGACUGCAUCCGUUAUAGUCCUUCUAAAUUAGGCCAUGAUCAUCAUCUCCUCUAUAUUAUUCUUCAGUCAUUUCAUCGUCGCAACUUACCACAUGCUUCUUUGCAUCUGGAUAACAUUUUUAUUUCUGAAGAUUUUAUCAUCGACAUUGGAUUACCAAAUCCUAAAAUUAUAUCCCUAUUUUACAAUAUUAACAAUGAAUGCAAGAUAAACCCUCCCUCGCCUACUGGCACGUGCCAAAUCAGCAACUCCCUAAGUGUGAUGACCUGGCGAUGGGUCAUCAGAGAUAUAUCUAAUUAUGAUUACUGCAUGUUCCUAAACAAAAUGGCUGGCCGACGCCAAGGUGAUCCCUUCAAUUGCGCUAUUCUCCCUUGGGUCACUGAUUUCACAUCCCAAGAUGGGACUUCUCUUCGUGAUCUAUCUCAAUCUAAGUUUAGAUUGACUAAAGGAGAGGUCCAAUUGGAUACUACUUACUAUUCAUCCAUGAAGGAUCACUUGGAAACCGUGGAAAAAUCUUUUAACCCCAUGUGCUUUGAUGUCUCCACUUCCGGGUUUUCUAAACAAUAUAUUCCGGAGUUAUUUCGUUCUUCCUGUGGCUUUGAAAGAUACUAUUCUAUUGAUGAAUCCAAAAGCAAAUGUUUGCCGACCCCAGCCAGAAGGACUCCAAAGGAGUUAUUAAUUCGUUAUGUUCGUCCUGUCUACAGGCCAAAGGAGUUUCCACUAAAUAUGGCAAGAUUGUAUGCCACAACACCCGAUGAAUGUAUCCCUGAAUUUUUCACAGAUCCCACCGUCUUUCAAUCUAUUCAUGAAGACAUGCCCGAUCUAGGCAUCCCAGAAUGGUGUUCCAAUCCCGAGGUGUUUAUCAAAUAUCAUCGGGAUCUUCUUGAAAGUGACAUUGUGUCGAAUAAUCUACAUGCAUGGUUUGAUCUAAUAUUUGGUUUCAAAGUAAGAUUUAUGCAGUGCCUUAUUCCUUUCACUAGUUUUUUUAGGUUAAUGCAUUCCAAGAACUUUUUAUAG
Messenger RNA from Protopolystoma xenopodis, 1152 nucleotides. NCBI's taxonomy places the organism in Eukaryota, Metazoa, Platyhelminthes, Monogenea, Polystomatidea, Polystomatidae. The record is from the annotation of a GenBank genome assembly.